AUGUACUGGCCUAUUGGAGCGCCAGACGUCUUCUCCCUACAGAAACAGGCCAUACCUCACGCGAGCCUCACAUGUUCACACGAUGGCCUCGAGGGCGAGGGGGAUGUCGAAGCAGGACACAGUGCUGGCAGCCAGCGCGGGGCAUCUGGAAAUGGCAGGCAGGACCAAGAUAAGGCACGAGGGGCAGCAGCACUGGCAGACGGCGAGAUACUGGAUGCGAAGAUAUCGCGUGGAGGGAGCGUCUUCAUCACCAUCACACGAUCGUCGCUGGUGAUAUGGCAGACCAAGCCUACUGUAGCCUUGGCUGGCGUGGUACGAUCUGGCCCAUCGAUCAAGUCGUACGGACCGAACGUGGCGCUUCUCCUUCGCCCCGACGCCCUGAUCAUUGUGGUCCAGACAGCACUCGGCUACUUGAUUACCUACUCGCUCGCCACCGACCCUGCUGCCCGUGUGUACCAGACCGUACUUCCGGACUCCACGAAACACCAGCGACGCACGAGCACAGAUGGCUAUACCAACUUCCGAAGAGCGAGUGCAGCACCCUCUGGCCUGGGCCCUGCCGAGAAUGACGGCAUGCGGGAAGUGAAUGUCCGCUUCCGCAUGGUGAUGCGCAUCGACGCAGGCAUCAGUCGAGCGCUUGCAUUAGAAGACGAGCUCAUUGUGGCCACACAAAAGCCAGCGGCGUUGCAAUGCAUCAGGUGGGUCGCCGAGAACGGUGUCUCGCAAACAAGCACCGAACUUGUGAGUCGGAUGCAGUGGGUUGGCAAGAAAGUGAUCGUCAUCGAAAUGCUGCACGAUAGGCCCAUGAAUCUGGCUACGUGGAUCACCAGUGACGGACGAGCUUACGCUGUACAGCGUCGAAAAAGCAGAUCAUCUGAAAUCGACGACCCAAAAAGCCUCUUUCAGGGAUUCUGCUUUCGAGAGCCUGAGACGGACGAUGUUGCGGCCACCAAAACCGCAAUCAAUGCUCGCUUCUCACUAAUAGCUGUGGGGUGCACGAAUGGCAGCAUAGACAUAUACACUGUCAAAGACUAUACUGGCAACAUACCGCUCUCACACAAGGUUCGUCUGCCGGUGGGUCUUGCGACGACUGGCCCUCUCACGAGUCUGGCGUAUUCUCCCGAUGGCUACUGUCUGUUCGCCGCCUAUGAGCAUGGCUGGGCUCUAUGGACUGUGUAUGGCAAGCCCUGCGCGAACACCUUCGGAGCCGAUCGUCCGCAGACAGAGAGCAACGACGAAAAGUGGCUUCUUGGCAUCAGGAAUGCAUUCUGGGUUGGCGGUGGCUCGGAAUUGGCACUCUUGCCCAUUGGAGACAACAGACUGUGGCUAAUUGACAUCGCGCGCAAUGCCGUCACAGGGUGCUUCUCAUCUGCGAACGUCUCGCGGGGCUUGCUGCAAUCCAGCGACAGCGUCAUGCUCUACAAGGGUCAUGAAGUAGCCGAUACAACGUCCUUGCCCUUAGAGUCCUCACUGUGGCAGAGUGUACAGAUUCCCAACCAUUAUCUUAUGAGCCAAUGGCCAAUCAAGUUAGCCGUCUUGUCACCCGAUGGCAAAUAUGUCGCAGUGGCUGGCAGAAGAGGUCUCGCUCAUUAUAGUGUCGCAAGCGGACGCUGGAGAACAUUUGAAGAUCCACAAGCCGAGCAAGAAUUCGCUGUACGAGGCGGCAUGUGCUGGUACCAGCACAUAUUAAUCGCCGCUGUGGAAGUAGGCAACCGUCACGAACUCCGCGUCUACUCUCGCGAUAAAGCUUUGGAGUACCCUCAGGUCCAGCACGUAGAGGCCCUUUCUGCACCAGCAAUCUCAACUACGGUAUCAGGAGCUGACUCUUUACUGGUAUACACAUACGAGAACACGUUGCUGCACUACGUGAUCGUGAUAGGAAGCUCGUCCGCAAGGCUGGUUCAGGUCGGUCAGAUUGGCUUUCAUGGAAUCAUCAGAGCUCCUCCACGAGUCCGUGCUAUCAGUUGGAUCCUGCCUGAAGAUCAGCUUGAGCACGGUGACCCUUCUCAAGAUGUCGCCACAGCUUCGGUGCUUUUCCUGGUUGACGGCAAGCUGGUCCUGCUCCAACCGUCGACCAACGAGCUCGGGGAGCUGAAGUAUGACAUGCGGGUCAUAGCUCACAAUGUGGAAUACUACAUGCUACUGCGCGAUUCGCCAACUGCUACAGCUGCGCUGAAAGGAUCUCAAGCGACAAGUGUCACACCUCCCAUCGAUGGUCUGUCACUCAAUGGUCAUCUCGGACACAGCCUACGUGACUCCCUGUGGUACUUUGACGGGACUGGCUUUCAUGUCUGGUCCGAUGUGCAAGAUGUGUUGGCUUGUGCCCCAAACGAGUUGGGGCGAGAUCUACCAUCUGCUGUCACUAUACCGCUUGAUUUCUCUCCAGUAUCUGCUCUGGUCGGCAGUGGCACUGUCGCCGGCAUCGAGUCCGACCUCGUGCAGAGGCGGGAUGUCAACUUCAGCUUUUUCCGCCACGCGCCCAGAUCGCAGCUCUUUCUGCCUCAGCUACUUCGCUAUCACCUGACGGAGUUCAACUCUCCGGCGGCCUUGCAUUUGUCAAGCUCGUAUCAACACCUUCCAUACUUCUCACAUGCGCUUGAGGUACUGCUGCACGAUGUCUUAGAUAUGGAGGUCGACAAUCGGCCAUCGCCGCCAGAGACUGCACUACUACCGACAGUACUGUCGUUCCUCUCUUCCUUCGACUCAUACCUGGAUGUCGUAGUCAAUUGCACUCGCAAAACGGAGCUCCGCAGCUGGGAGACGCUGUUCUCAUACCUGCCACCUGUCAUAGAGCUCUUCGAACAGGCCCUAGGCCAAGGCAGGCUCAAUACUGCGGCAGGCUAUCUGCUUGUUCUUCACGCCUUCGAGCAGGAUUCGUUUCAAAUCCACGAAUUUGCUCAGCUACUGCGACGUGCAGCCAAUGAACAAGACUGGGAUCUUUGCAAGGAAUUGGCGCGUUUCCUCGUAGGCAUCGAUGCUUCAGGUCACACUUUGCAGUCGGCAUUGACCGAAGCCGGACUGAUGGACAGACAGAAUGGACCGUUUGCCAGUGUCAACGGUGCGCUCGAAGGCAGCAAAACGAGCUUCACGCUCACUUCUCAGAAAGCCAGCGACGUUGCUGCUACCAGCGGUCGAGUCGACAUGUCCCAUACCAAUGGAUCUUCGUCGCAUGCUAUGCCUGACUACUUCUCUAUCGGUGGUAGGAACAGUAUAGCUGUGAAUCUCGAAGCAGAAGCUACAACGCCGGAGUCAUGA
Fulvia fulva is the source of this 3255-nucleotide messenger RNA. RefSeq names its product Guanine nucleotide exchange factor subunit RIC1. Gene Ontology annotation, biological process: retrograde transport, endosome to Golgi; intracellular protein transport. Bases 1 to 3255 code for a protein of 1084 amino acids. Lineage: Eukaryota; Fungi; Ascomycota; Dothideomycetes; Mycosphaerellales; Mycosphaerellaceae. Gene Ontology annotation, molecular function: protein binding. The transcript has a single exon. Gene Ontology annotation, cellular component: Golgi membrane; cytosol; Ric1-Rgp1 guanyl-nucleotide exchange factor complex. The record is from RefSeq and is a predicted model, not a curated record.